AUGAAACUUAUAGUUUGCAAUGAACUUCAAAGUAUAGAUACAACAAAAGUUUUGAACUCAGAUGCUUUGAAGAGUCUUAUAACAGACAAAGUUGGAGUUGUUGAAAGAAAGUAUAAAGACCAAAGAGUUUGUGAAAAUGUUGCAAACUUCAUUAUGGUUUCAAACAAUGCUGUUCCGAUGAAGUUAGAAAGUUCUGACAGAAGAUAUGUAGUUGUCAGAACGUCAGAUUCUCAUAUGCAAGAUACAGAAUAUUUUGACGACUUAGCAGAAACUUUGACAUCUGACUUUUACAACCACUUGUUCUCAUAUUUUAUGACAUUAGAUAUUUCAAAGUUCAAUCCAAGACAAAUUCCACAUACCGAAGAGAGACAAACAUUGUUAGAAGCAAACAAGAGUGUAUAUGAACUGUUCAUAGAUGAAACUGACUUUGAGUGUUUAGAUGAAAGGUCAUUGUACGAUUCGUAUAAACAAUAUUGUCAAGAAUAUGGUUAUAUGGCAGCUUCUAAACGAACAUUCUUGGCAAAUGUCAAAAGUCUUUUAGAUGUUCAGAAUGGUGUAUAUACAAAGAAAAUUUUUUCUGAGUAA
Molecule: messenger RNA, 585 nt
Organism: Trichomonas vaginalis G3
Lineage: Eukaryota; Parabasalia; Trichomonadida; Trichomonadidae
Exons: 1
Coding region: 1-585 (194 amino acids)
Source: RefSeq, a predicted model, not a curated record